Molecule: messenger RNA, 309 nt
Organism: Durusdinium trenchii
Lineage: Eukaryota; Dinophyceae; Suessiales; Symbiodiniaceae
Source: the annotation of a GenBank genome assembly
AUGAUUGACGCAAGUCAUUCUGUCCUGCUCGCAGAUUUCAGUUGUACGAAGCUGCUAGCUGCCAGCAUCGGACAUUCUCGCAGGCAGUGUGGUCAGAGGAGAACGAUCGAGACUCAGGGCAUUCUACUUCUGGCACCAGCCAUCAGACACCGUGCAGCCUGGGACGCAGAGGUGUCCCCUGCCCGCGACCGACCAGAGGCAUUCUUGGAGGAUGCCGCCUUCUUAUCGAUUGACUCGCUCGCUACAGAGGUGCCGCAUCCAGAAUACUUCCAACAGUAUGAGCAUGAAAGCGUCCUGCUGAGGUGCUGA